AUGGGAAAUAACGCUGAUAUUAUUGCAAUAUUUGGAAAUAGCGAUUCAGAAUCUGACGAUAAUGAGUUGACGCAAAAAUGCGUUAAACGCAAGAAAUCAACUGAGACAAUUGAUCGAAGCGAUUCGAAUUUGAUAUCUGAAAAAGAAUCAUCGAUUGAGUCAAGAAAAUUCGAAAAAAUUAAUGAAUUAGAUAAUAGAUUAUCAAAAGGAAGUGAAUUGGAACUGGAAAAGAAUGAACUAAAUGAGAAAACUUCAUCAACUAAUUCCGUUUCACCAUUGACGAUUAGUAAUGGUGAUUUGAUGAUGAUGUUUGUAAGCGCGGUAAAAAAUUUGAAUUUGGAUGGUAAAACUGAAAAAGCGAAUGCCCUUGAUCAUAUAGCACCUGUGGUAUUGGAAAUUAUGAGGAUAGCAAUGAAAAAAGUGCAAGCAAAUGAAGAAGUCGAUGUUGGAGCACUGAUAACGGAACAAGUUAGAAAUUUUCUUGAUACCGAUCGGCAUAAUGUUGAAAGGUUGACUUUAUGUACAGAUGUAAUUAUUCCUCUUGUACAGUCAGUCAUCCUAAAAAUUCGUGUUCAUGAUUAUUAUGAUUAUUAUGAAGAAAAAAAUUCGAAUAAAACUGCGUGUAAAAAAUAUUCGAAAGAGGAAAUAGAAAAAAAAUGUUUAGACAGCAAAAUGAAUAAACUUAAACGUAUAUGCGAAGAACGCAAGAGAAAAGCCGCUGAAGAUGAGACAAAUCAAGAGGAAUCCAUAUCUAAUGUAAACGACAAAAUUCACCAAAAAAUUAUCAGUCAACAGGUAAUUGCAUUAAUGACAAUUGAACUUGCACUCAUUUAG
This is a messenger RNA of Dracunculus medinensis (Guinea worm), 834 nucleotides long. Lineage: Eukaryota; Metazoa; Nematoda; Chromadorea; Rhabditida; Dracunculidae. The record is from the annotation of a GenBank genome assembly.